AUGGGAACAGACAAUGACAACAGAUCAUCAACGUCAGCAGCAGCAGUGGUAGUGGCAGCAGCACCACCCGUAACAACCCCAAAAGUUGAUGUGGAAAAUGGGAACAAGGAGUCUACGCACGGCGUGGACGGCCCUGCAUCGUGGCGUUUAACGCUCGAUCAGGAUCUUAUUGACACGCUCAAGGGCAGUUUCCCCAGUUGGUUUCAGCAGACGUCAGCAGGUGCCACAGGCACAACGGUUGUCAGUAGCAGUUCCGGCGCCAAACAUUUGACGACCACAGCCAAUCACAUCAAUCGUAUCAAGGCAUACAACCAUAGCCUCAACACCAUUACCAUUAGCAAUAGCAAUUACAGGCGUAAUCAACACACCUAUCACUAUCCGACCAUCUUUAAUACCACCAGCAGCAGCAACAACAACACCAGCAGCAAGAACAACACCAAUAAAAUCCUUAACGGUAAUAAUAUCAACGGUCUUACCAUCACAACAACAACUGCAGCAAGCAACGGUAACGGCCACGUGAACCGCAACGGCAGCAUAAAUCUGCUAAAUAAUACGAUUUGCGUGACACCCAUAACAAUUGACACGAGCGGUGGUUAUUUACAUACCUCGGCAUCCACGGGCCAACAUCACCAUCAUCCAAGUUUUUUGAGCCACCCACAGAAUACACUCCAUUUGCAUCAGUUGAACGGAACAACAGCAACAACUUUGCUGGCAGCCAACGCCGCCGCCUGUUCAUCCCAAUCAUCUUCGUCAGCAUCGCCAGCAUCGAGUGUGACCUCUAACUGUUCGGGUAAUUCACAUUCAACGAUCUCAUCGAAAAAUUCCCAAAGUUCUCAACAGCAAGUAGUUGGCGGAGGGGGAGUAGUAGCAGAAACAACAGCAGCAGCAACGAACGGUACCAGCAACGUUAGUGGUGCCGGUGUUAGUCAAACAAUUUCAAACUCUAAGCCACCAAUUUCGAUAACCAAAUCCAGCCAUUCAUCAUCCUCUUCUUGCUCUUCAUCGUCCUCGUCGUCGUCAUCAUCAUCAUCGUCCUCGUCGUCAUCGAAGUCUUCGUUAUCAAACAAAUCGAAGGCAUCACACCGAAAAUCUCCAACAACGCCACCACCACCUCCAACACCUCCUCAAUUGCCAAAUCAUUGCCAACCACUAGCAUAA
Molecule: messenger RNA, 1158 nt
Organism: Musca vetustissima
Lineage: Eukaryota; Metazoa; Arthropoda; Insecta; Diptera; Muscidae
Exons: 3
Coding region: 1-1158 (385 amino acids)
Source: RefSeq, a predicted model, not a curated record